Messenger RNA from Ilex paraguariensis (yerba mate), 4659 nucleotides. NCBI's taxonomy places the organism in Eukaryota, Viridiplantae, Streptophyta, Magnoliopsida, Aquifoliales, Aquifoliaceae. The record is from the annotation of a GenBank genome assembly.
GUCUACCAAAAGUCUUCCGACCUUCAUUCACUACACUUGCUACUACCCAUCAGGGCUUUUUGGUCGGAUCUCAAUCUUCAAAGGCCACUGUAACCCUCUCUUCCUCUGAUCUAUACAUACAUGUAAGGUCGAAUAUAUAUAGUCAAUCUGAUCUUUGUUUCCAUAGCCAUAUACCCAAUCGAAUUUGGUGUUCAUUAAUGGCUUCACCUGGAAAUCCAAAUCAACCACCAUUUGAUGUGCACAAAUUCUUCAAACCCACAGCACCAACAACGACGAUAACGGCAAACCCUAAUCCCCAAAACCCAAACUCUUCUUCACCAUUCCCUCCCACUACUUAUCCUCCACUCCCUUCUGCUUCUUAUCCUCCACCCACCGCUGGCCCUUACUCUUACCCUCCUCAAUCCUCACCUUUUCAACACCAACAAUACCACCAUAUCCCUCAAUACCCACCACCACAAGAUAAUCAGUUUGCUAACUUGUACCACCAGAGAUCUAUAUCUUUUCCUACACCGCCUAUUCAACCUCAAUUUCCUAAUCCCCAAAACCCUAACCCUGGUGCCACACUCAUGGCUUUGUUAAGUGCCCCACCAUCCACUUUUGAAGUUUCACAACCACCCACCUCGCCGAUGCCCCCUAUUCAGCCUUCCUCAUCUGGGGGUUCCGAUUUUCCGAUGUCCCAAACUAUUCCCAUAUUGGUUUCGGGUCCGAAUGUCAAUAUUUCACCCUCGGCUCCGAUGCGAAUGCCGAGCAGUAAGCUUCCGAAGGGACGACAUUUAGUUAGUGAUCAUGCUGUAUAUGAUAUCGAUGAUCGGUUCCCGGGUGAGGUGCAGCCUCAACUUGAGGUUACUCCAAUCACCAAGUAUGGUUCGGACCCUGGCCUUUUUUUGGGUCGUCAAAUUGCAGUGAAUAAGAACUACAUAUGUUAUGGACUGAAACAGGGAGCAAUUCGGGUGCUUAAUAUAAACACUGCAUUGAGAUCACUGUUUAAAGGGCUUUCUCAGAAGGUGACAGACAUGGCUUUUUUCGCUGAGGAUGUUCACCUUUUGGCGAGUGCAAGUGUUCAUGGGCGGGUUUAUGUAUGGAAGAUUACUGAAGGUCCAGAUGAGGAAGAUAAGCCACAAAUCACAGGAAAGAUUGUCAUCGCAAUUCAGAUAGUAGGAGAAGGGGAAUCUGUUCAUCCACGAGUUUGUUGGCAUUGUCAUAAACAAGAAGUACUUGUAGUCGGCAUUGGAAAGCUUGUUCUGAGGAUUGAUACUACAAAAGUUGGAAAAGGUGAAGUAUUUUCAGCGGAAGAACCUCUCAAAUGUCACGUGGACGAGUUGAUUGAUGGGGUCCAGCUUGUUGGUAGUCAUUCUGGAGAAGUGACUGAUUUAUCAAUGUGCCAGUGGAUGACCACCCGUUUGGUUUCUGCUUCUGUGGAUGGCACGAUAAAGCUAUGGGAAGACCGAAAGAUUCUACCUAUUGCCGUACUGAGGCCACAUGAUGGUGAACCUGUUAAUUCGGUUACAUUUUUUACUGCCCCUCUCCGGCCAGAUCACAUCGUACUUAUCACCGGGGGUCCACUGAAUCGGGAAGUAAAGAUCUGGGCAUCGGCAAGUGAAGAAGGCUGGUUGCUUCCUAGUGAUGCCGAAUCAUGGCAGUGUACCCAGACACUGGAAUUGACGAGCACAGCAGAAGUUCGAGUUGGAGAGGCAUUCUUUAAUCAAGUUACGCCCUUGUCUCAAGCAGGUCUGCUCUUACUAGCAAAUGCCAAGAAGAAUGCCAUAUAUGCAGUACACUUAGAAUAUGGUCCUCACCCAGCUGCAACCCGCAUGGAUUACAUAGCAGAGUUUACUGUCACUAUGCCAAUAUUGAGUUUUACUGGGACAAGUGAUCUAUUAGUCAAUGGUGAACAAAUUGUUCAGAUUUAUUGUGUCCAGACACAGGCUAUUCAACAGUAUGCUUUGGACUUAUCCCAGUGCUUGCCACCCCCAUUGGAGAACCUGAUUUUGGAGAAGUCGGAGUCAAUUGUUAAAUUUAAUGCCCCUACUCCCCAAGAAUUCUCUACUUUGGAGCCAUCUGGAAGCAAACCAAAUGAGAUACCUUUAGCUAGUUCAGCACCUAAACUCUCUGUACAUGAAAGUAGCUCAGAGAGUGCUCCUACAGUGAUACAUAUUAUGAACUCUGCUGCUCUUGAAACAUCCACUUCACAAGAAUUUGCUAUGGAGUCUAAACCCACUUCUUUGCCAAUGAUAAUCAAUGAUACUAAUAAUGCUAAUACCACCUCACCUCUCCCUUCGAGUCCAAGGUUGUCUAGAAAACUCUCUGGGUUUAGAAGUCCAUCAAACACCUUUGAGCCAGGUUCCCCACUCAGUGAUCGUGGUGGAGAUCAUAAAAUUAUCGAGCAUUCAGCUGAUAGGCCAAUUGAUAAUGUUCAAACAAAUGUGUCUGAUGUCCUUUCCUUGAAUGAUGAUUUAAGGAGUGAUGGAAAUAAGUUUGCAAAAGAUGAAAUGUCUACUGAUAUUAAUCAUCCAGUCAAGUUCAUGCACCCCACUCAUUUGGUAACUCCUUCUGAAAUAUUGAUGUCGAAUUCAUCCUCUGAAAGGAAUCAUGUUGUUCAGCACAUGAUUGAGGAAGACCCAAAUAUUCAGGAUUUGACUAUUAACAAUCCCUCACAGAAUUCUGAGGUGGAAGUCAAGGUCGUUGAUGAAACAGGAUUUAGCCAAAAUAACGAAAUUGGUUCUCAAGGAGGACUUCAUGGUCUUGUUUCAGAAAAUAAGGAGAAAUCCUUUUGCUCUCAGGCUUCAGAUCUCGGCAUUGAGAUGGCUAGGGAUUGCCAUGCCUUGCCAGCUGAAACUUAUGUUACAAAGGAAUCUAGGCAACUUGAUGGGGAUAGAAGAAGUGAUGCAGUGGACCAAUCUUUAGGUACCGAGAAUGAUGUCCCUGACUCUGCAAAGGAUGCAUCUGGACAGGUUAUAGGUUCAGCAACGCCUGCAACAGUUGCACAACCACCAGCCCCAGUAACAAAAGGGAAAAAACAGAAGGGGAAGAAUACUCAAGGAUCAGGUCCAUCUUCGCCAUCGCCUAGUGUUUUCAAUUCGACAGAUUCUUCCAAUGAUGCAGGUGUUAGUUCUAGUAUCCCCUCUGUGGAAGCUGCUUUUGCCCAAAUUCUAUCUAUGCAGGAGACACUUAAUCAGCUUGUGACCAUACAAAAAGAAAUGCAGAAGCAGAUGACAAUGACGGUUGCCGCCCCAGUUACCAAAGAAGGCAGAAGACUUGAGGCAGCUCUAGGCCGUAGCAUGGAGAAAGCUGUCAAGGCUAAUGCUGAUGCUCUAUGGGCUCGUUUCCAAGAAGACAGUGUAAAACAGGAGAAGUUAGCACGGGACCGCACGCAGCAAAUAACAAAUUUGAUUACUAGCUGCCUGAACAAGGAUUUGCCAGCAAUGUUGGAGAAAACUAUGAAGAAGGAAUUCGCUUCUGUUGGACCAGCUGUGGCACGCACGAUUGCACCAACUAUUGAGAAAACAAUAUCUACAGCUAUUGCAGACGCUUUCCAGAGAGGAGUUGGCGAUAAGACAGUCAAUCUACUGGAGAAAUCGGUUAAUACUAAACUUGAAGCUACUGUUGCAAGACAAAUUCAAACACAAUUUCAAACUUCUGGCAAGCAAGCUCUUCAGGAAGCAUUGAAAUCUAGUUUGGAAUCUUCGGUUAUCCCUGCCUUUGAGAUGUCAUGCAAUGCUUUGUUUGAACAAGUUGAUGCCACAUUUCAGAAAGGGAUGGUUGAACAUACAAGUGUGGCUCAGCAGCAAUUUGACUCCACGCAUUCAUCAUUGGCACUAGCUUUAAGAGAUGCCCUCAAUUCAGCAUCAUCAAUGACCCAAUCUCUUAGUGGUGAAUUGGCUGAUGGUCAAAGAAAGUUGUUAGCUCUUGCUGUUGCUGGGGCAAAUUCAAAAGCAGUUAACCCUUUGGUUAGCCAGCUGAGUAAUGGAUCUUUGGGUGGUCUUCAGGAUAAGAUUGAGGCACCUUUGGAUCCAACAAGGGAGCUAUCUAGAUUGAUAUCCGAAUGCAAAUAUGACGAGGCUUUCACUGCUGCUUUGCAUAGAAGUGAUGUUUCCAUUGUAUCCUGGUUGUGCUCUCAGGUUGAUUUACAGAGGAUCUUGUCGACGAAUCCUCUACCAUUAAGCCAAGGCGUACUACUUUCACUUCUGCAGCAGCUGUCUUGUGACAUCAGCAAAGAUACACCCCGAAAACUGUCCUGGAUGAGGGACACGGUAGUUGCCAUAAACCCAUCUGAUCCAAUUGUUGCAAUGCACGUGCGACCCAUCUUUGAGCAAGUUUAUCAGAUACUAAACCAUCAUCUUAGCCUUCCCACUGCGACGAGUGGUGAGGUGUCAAGUGCCCGCGUUGUCAUUCACAUCAUCAACUCCAUGCUGAUGGCUUGUAAAUGAUUCCUUUACCGAUUGAUGAGUCAUAUGGAGUGGUGGGGAACUCGGAAGGUUUGUACAAAGCUGUAGUAAUUGUUGAGUGGGUACUAGUAAAUGUGCAGAGACAGUACUUUCUUCUUAAAUAUCUGAAUUCUCUAUCUUUUUCUUCAUUUUUGGUGGAAGUUGAAGUCUGUGAAAUAUCUGAAUUCUCUUUUAUCUUUUUCUUCAUUUUUGGUGGAAGUUGAAGUCUGAAAUA